Messenger RNA from Chenopodium quinoa (quinoa), 510 nucleotides. RefSeq lists its product as uncharacterized. The coding region runs from base 1 to 510 and encodes 169 amino acids. The record is from RefSeq and is a predicted model, not a curated record. Lineage: Eukaryota; Viridiplantae; Streptophyta; Magnoliopsida; Caryophyllales; Amaranthaceae. The transcript has a single exon.
AUGGCUCGCUUUUGGUGGGGAAAUGAUACUACCCGGAAGAAAGUUCACUGGAAGAGUUGGAAGAAUCUUUGUUCUCCUAAGUGCCUAGGGGGCAUGGGCUUCAGGGACUUACGAGUCUUCAAUGAUGCCCUCCUUCGUAGACAAGCAUGGAGGCUAACCAGUAACCCAAAUUCUCUCCUCAAUAAGGUGUUAAGUGCGAAAUAUUAUGCGGGCAAGAGCUUCCUUGAAGAAAAUUUGGGUUAUGGAGGUAGUUUCUCUUGGCGCAGCAUAUGGUCUUCGAAGGCCCUUUUCAAGGAGGGGUUGCUUUGGAGGAUAGGGAAUAGAACAACAAUCGACAUAUGGCAUGAUCCUUGGGUUGAUAAUGGCGAAAGCAAGUUCAUUACCACCCCUUGUUCGGAUGUUGUGACUUGGGUAAGUGACUUAAUAGACCACGACUCUCGCCAAUGGGAUGUUCAACGCAUCGAAAAUAUUUUCAAUGUUGAAGACAUUCGUAGCAUACUAGCAAUAUAA